GUUGGAUUCUGCUACCAAAACCAGAAGAGGAAAGAGUGGGAACGCGAUGGAAGCUACGAGCACUAUGACCCCGAGGGCCUCGACUCUGAGAUGGGAAAUUCUUCGGCGCGCCGUUCUUCGUCGACCACCUCCACAACCUGGUUCUUCUCUUCUCCAUCGUUAUGAUCAAUCUCGAAUCGGCAUCAAUCGUAUUUCUAGGAAGACAUCUCACGGCUUUAACUUGAUUCCUCAUCAUCUAAUGGACGGCCACGAUGAACAUUUUUCCGGUUCGGAUCGUUCCAGAGAUGCUCGUAUUUGCUAUACAUUGCCUGUUGAAUCAGCUUCUAAACUGUAUCUUACCCAAAGAGUGGAUGACCGUGCGAACCUCAAUGAUUUUGAGAUCUGUAAUAGAUAUGAUAUUGACAACACUGGGCUUGUUUGUCACUGGCCAUCAGAAGAUAUCCUUGCUUAUUUUUGCUUGUCACACACAGAUAUGUUCAGGUCUAAAAAGGUUAUUGAACUUGGAUCAGGCUAUGGCUUAGCUGGAUUAGUUAUUGCAGCAGUCACUGAUGCAUUAGAAAUUGUAAUAUCAGAUGGAAAUCCUCAAGUUGUUGAUUAUAUUCAGCAUAAUAUUGAUGCCAAUUGUGGAGCAUUUGGUGAUACCAGAGUGAAGUCCAUGACCUUGCACUGGAAUCAAGAAGAAAUCUCAAAUAUCUCUGACACUUACGACAUCAUUGUUGCAAGUGACUGCACUUUCUUCAAGGAAUCUCACAAAGGCCUUGCUCGAACUGUCAAAUUCCUACUGAAAAAUGGACCCUCUGAAGCUAUAUUUCUCAGCCCUAGAAGAGGUGAUUCAUUGGACAAGUUUCUAGAUAUAAUCAAACAGAGUGGCUUGCAUUUCAGCAUAUCCGAAAACUAUGACACACAAGUUUGGAAGCGUCAUCAAGAACUCAUGAAUGGUGAUGACUCCUGGCCCAACUACGAAAUGGAUCAUUGCUACCCAUUAUUGGUCAGAAUAACACACUAAACUUUAGCCCCUGGCUUAAAAAAGGAUCCUUUUCUCAAGCCUUUUUCUUUCCUUAGUUUUCUAAAACUAAGUGGAGAGUUAGGUGCCCAUUGUUUUCCUCAUUAGUAGUGCAUUACACACAGCCGUUCAGAGCUGUUAUUCACUUUGCCUUUUUUGAACCUUCAUGGAGCCAAGUGGUUGGCAUGGGUGUGCGCUAAGUCUUCCUGGAGCACAGGAUUUCCAAUGUGCAGACAUUUAGGGAAGUUAAAAUGCGGUACUGGUGUCUAGUCCUUUAAUGGGUCCCUUGAACUCUGCCGCAGGUCAGUGUUCACAACUGAACAUUGUGUGGGUCCUCUAUUUUAUUGCUUGCCUAUUGGAAAGAUAGCAUACAGUUAUUGGUUUUAAUUGAUCUAAUUUAUUAAUGAUUGUCUUUUUAACUUCAUGUAGGUGAGUGCACUGAAACUUUUUGACAGGAAAGAAGAUUCCUUAUCUUCAUUUGAGCCUUGUAAUUACAUAAUUAAGACCUUUUAGAGAUAGCCGUCCAUGAGUAAACAAAAGACCUUCCACCAAGAGUAUGAUGCAAAAGAAUGUCAAAAGUAAUUUGAUACCCUGUGGAUCAAUUAAUUGUCAAAAGUAAUUAGGGAGUGGGAGGUUUUCCUGCUGCUUUCAGUUUUAUGCCGCAGCUCUUGACCUGCAUUGGCUGGAAUCCUUAGGUAUUACGAAACAAAACAAUAUUCUUAUGA
Messenger RNA from Vitis riparia (riverbank grape), 1728 nucleotides. RefSeq names its product calmodulin-lysine N-methyltransferase. The transcript has 7 exons. The record is from RefSeq and is a predicted model, not a curated record. Gene Ontology annotation, molecular function: calmodulin-lysine N-methyltransferase activity. The coding region runs from base 47 to 1006 and encodes 319 amino acids. Gene Ontology annotation, cellular component: cytoplasm. Lineage: Eukaryota; Viridiplantae; Streptophyta; Magnoliopsida; Vitales; Vitaceae.